CUUCCGGCGGUUGUUUGGCUGGCUGUUUGAAAUGAGAUAGCUGGCUCUAUAAAGCAUACUUUAAAUGCUUAAAUGGCAGGUUUAUUAAAUGUGGAAACCCGCUGUGGAACAAGAAGAGUCCUCUAGACUAGUACACGGGACCAACUUCGCCCUCUCGACUCCGUACUAUGUUCAAAAAGAUGACUGAAUUUGGUCCAGAUUCCGGGGGGCGAGUUAAGGGAGUGACCAUUGUGAAGCCUAUCGUGUUUGGGAACGUCGCCCGCUACUUUGGGAAAAAGAGAGAAGAGGAUGGACACACACAUCAGUGGUCUGUGUAUGUGAAGCCUUACAGAAAUGAGGAUAUGUCCGCCUAUGUGAAGAAGAUCCAGUUCAAGCUACACGAGAGCUACGGCAACCCGCUGAGAGUGGUGACAAAGCCUCCGUAUGAGAUUACAGAGACGGGCUGGGGGGAGUUCGAGAUCAUCAUCAAGAUCUUCUUCAUUGACCCCAAUGAGAGAUCCGUCACUCUGUACCAUCUGCUGAAGCUGUUCCAGUCAGACUCCAGUGCCAUGCCUAAGAAGACAGUUGUCUCUGAAUUCUACGAUGAAAUGAUCUUCCAGGAUCCCACAGCCAUGAUGCAGCAGCUACUGACCACAUCAAGACAACUGACCCUCGGAGCAUACAAGCAUGAGACAGAAUCUGAUCUGCGGAAGCAGAGGACCAAGGAGAAAAUGGAACAGCGGAAAGAGAGAACCACAGAGAUCACAGAGCUGAAAGACAAAUGAAAGCCAGCAGAGAGAACAUCAACCACCUGGAAGGCAGAGAUCAGGAAACUGGGAGGAGGAUGGAGAUCACAAGGAGCACUUGAGAAAUGGACACAAACACACACACACACACACACACACACACACAACACACACACACACACACACACACACACGGACAUGAUUGUUAAAGCAGGGCACAACCUGCCUAUUUUUGUGUUCCUAACCAUAUAACCGAUUAAAAAAAGAAACAGGAAUUGUUGUGAAAUAUUUUUUGAUAACAUUUUUUUUAAUUGUAUGCUUUUGUUUACCAUGAACAAUCAAUAUUAAAUAGCCCAGAGAAGACAUAAGACCCAUUAUUACAGCACUGAAAAAUGAUAAUCAGAACUUUGGGGGUGUUGUCAGCUGUCUUGUGACUGGAAAAAAGGAUUUUGUUUGGUUCUCUCUGUCGUCAUUUGUACCAUAACAUUGCUGGAUCAGUGGGCUGUGAGGUAAAAUAACAAAAGUCUGUAUUUUUCUGAUUAGUUUUUAUAACAGGUUUUGUCCUGUCGUCUUGAUGUAAUUGAUUCCCUGUGAUAUAACCAUGAGCAGAGGUCUGCUCAGCCAGAAUCACAGAAGCAUCCCCAUAUUAUUCACGCCAUUUUCAAUGUGAAUAGCUAAUUUGUUUGUUUUUUACUGAUCUUGUGGUUUUCUAUGUAAAGUAAAUGUCCUUUCAGUAUCGCUUGUGUACGUUUAUUCUGCUGUAACCAUUCGGAUGUGAUUCAUAAAACGUGAUGGAAA
Molecule: messenger RNA, 1523 nt
Organism: Morone saxatilis (striped sea-bass)
Lineage: Eukaryota; Metazoa; Chordata; Actinopteri; Moronidae
Gene: yeats4
Product: YEATS domain containing 4
Biological process (GO): regulation of DNA-templated transcription
Source: RefSeq, a predicted model, not a curated record